AUGAAGCUCGCCCUCCUUUCUCUCCCAGCCGUCGCCCUGGCCAGCCCCCUCGCCCUAGAGCGGCGGCAGGCUUCGGCACAAAUCACCUCCAUGACCGCUUCGGGCGACGGCUGCCCGCCCGGCACCUACAGCACGCUGGUAGGCGUCUCCAACACCGUGGCCGAGGCAUCCUUCGACUCCUUCGGUUUGGAAGCGGGCCAGAACGUGCCCGUCAUCAACUCCGACCUCGGUUGCGACGUCUCCGUCACCGUGUCCUUCCCCGGCAGCUGCAAGAAGGCCCUCCUCCAAACCCGGACCCAGGCCUACGUGCUGCUGGCGCUGGACGCGGGCGCUACGGCCAAGGUGUCGACCCCGUUCACCCUGAGCGGCGGGUCCGGCGCCAGCAGCCCGGCUGACCUGUCGUAUGCCAGUCAGGCGGGGGCUAAUUUGGAUGUCGAUAUUGACCGCAAGUGGGACGUCAGCAUCACGGCGAGCGGGUCAACGGCAACCUUUGUUGCUCAUCUCAACGUCUUCCUGAAUGCUCCCAUUGCCGAAUUGGUCUCCAAGAGCCGGAUAGACGGAUACGGAGUGGUGCUUUCGCAGGAGGGUUUGUGCUAA
Messenger RNA from Chaetomium globosum CBS 148.51, 597 nucleotides. RefSeq lists its product as uncharacterized. The coding region runs from base 1 to 597 and encodes 198 amino acids. The transcript is spliced from 2 exons. NCBI's taxonomy places the organism in Eukaryota, Fungi, Ascomycota, Sordariomycetes, Sordariales, Chaetomiaceae. The record is from RefSeq and is a predicted model, not a curated record.